Molecule: messenger RNA, 1121 nt
Organism: Macrosteles quadrilineatus (aster leafhopper)
Lineage: Eukaryota; Metazoa; Arthropoda; Insecta; Hemiptera; Cicadellidae
Product: zinc transporter ZIP3-like
Exons: 1
Coding region: 96-1121 (341 amino acids)
Biological process (GO): zinc ion transmembrane transport
Cellular component (GO): plasma membrane
Molecular function (GO): zinc ion transmembrane transporter activity
Source: RefSeq, a predicted model, not a curated record
UUAGUGCAAGGUGUCUGUACUUCCUUUGUUUUGAAAGUAUAAUUUGAGUGAACAAAUCAUAAUCUUAGUUUUUUGUUUGUUUAUAACAUUUCACCAUGGACAUUUUAGUUCCUACUCCUAUAUCAAAAGUCGUAUCUGCUAUCUGUAUUUUUGGAUUUUCAGUUUUAUUUGGAAUAGCUCCGUUAUUUUGUAAAGUAUGUGUUAGAUCAAAAAAAGUGCAGUGGAUAAACAAUAGCAUUAUAUGUUUUAGUGGUGGCACAUUAUUGGGAAUAUCCUUUCUUCAUUUAAUGCCAGAAACAAGAAGUUCAGUGGCAAGACUACGUUCCGAGGGACACUUUACAAGUUUCCCAGUCCAUAUCUCUCUUGCUGAUACAAUCAUUUGUGUCGGUUUCUUUGUCACUUGUGUGCUUGAUGAGUUGAUCCAUCUGCUAUUACAAUAUGCUGGGUCAGACCACCACCAUCAGCCUCAUGGGAAAAGAGAAACCGAUCUGGAAGCUUUUCAUUUUAUUAAAGAAGGUCCUAAGACAAAGGAAGUGAGCGAAACAAAGGAUAAGGCAACAUCAGCAGAUGAGGAGAACGUGGAACCAACUUUACAACAUAGCCAUUCACACUCAGGUAUAAAUAUCCACAUCCCCAGCAUUCUCACAAUCAUGGCUCUCUCUUUCCAUGAUGUGUUUGAGGGGCUCGCCCUUGGGAUUCAGAAGCAUGUGGAUGAUGUAUUAUUCAUGUUCCUCUCAAUCGCCACACACAAGUAUGCGAUAGCCUUCUCUGUAAGCCUAGACUUGCUCCUGUCUGGUGUGAGAGACAAUAUGAUAUUCCUGUACACUAUACUGUUCUCGAUAGUGAAUCCAGUGGGGAUUUGUAUCGGUAUUGCCUCUGGUGCAGUCAGCAGCGAGGGAGGGAUUCAAUCUCCAGUGACGGUGUUUAUGCAAGGACUAGCCAGUGGAUCUUUGAUCUAUGUGACAUGUGUUGAAGUGCUCCAACGUCACAAAACCUCCGAAGAUCACAUUAGUGGGUUACGCAACACCUUGUUUCUUAUUCUUGGUUUCAUUUUCAUCUUGAUAAUGAAGAUUUAUUUGCCACAUGACCACUCUUUCCACGAAUACGAGGGUCAUGUCUAG